UUUCCUUCAGUCGCAGCUUGAGCGCUCUGCUGAGCGGCCGAGACUGAGGCGAAGGGCGCAGCUGCCUGGACAGCUUCAUUAUUGCUCUCCUCUCUUUUAUCAUUCCUGGGCGGGAAGCGUCGGGUCUGGGCAGCGGAGGUGAGAGACCGGCGUCGCGAAGCAGCCGCGCACCGAAGAGAGCGAAGCCAUGGGAGCCGGCAGCUCUGCGGAGCAGCGGAGCCCGCAGGACGGGGCCACUGCAGCAGAGGAGUCCCAGCCCAGCAGCCCUGCGGGAGAAGCGCCCACGGCGGCGGCGGCGGGGGCCGAGCCGGAGCAGCCGGAGGAUCCCGCCAAGCUUUUACAGAAGAAUGGACAGAUAUCCAUUAUUAAUGGAAUUACAGAAGAACAAGUGGAGCUCAGCCUUAAGCCAGAAGAGCUGAAAAAGGAGCAGGGAGAAGCAGUCAUAACAGAUGUUGGACAAAGAGAAACUGCAAAUGUGAUUCUAAAAGAAGAGCCAGCUGAAAAUAUGGAGACCAAGCCAGCAGAAUCACCCGAUAAAUCUAACAUAGAUGUGGAACAGAAAGAUGCAGAAGAUGCUGAUCAGCAAUUGCCAUCAGAAGAAGAAAAAGUGGAAGAGCAGGCAGAACCUGGUGAAUCUCCAUCAGCAAAUGAUGUUGGAUUUAAAAAAGUUUUUAAGUUCGUUGGAUUCAAAUUUACCGUCAGAAAGGAAAAGACUGAAAAAGCAGAACCUGUUCAGUUGCUGAAUGUGAAAGCAGAUGAGACAGAAGUGCUAUCAGAGGGAGCUGGAGAUUGUAAAGAAAUCAGGCUAGAUACAGUGGAGGAGGAAACACAAAGUGAGGUGCCCUACCCUGUAGAAAAGACUGAGCAAGAAACUCAGACUGAGCAGACAAAAGAAGAAAUUUCUCCUGAAAAGGUAACAGAAGGUCCUGUUGAAGCAGGAAGCAAGGAGACCGAGAUUAAAAGUGAUGGUAGCAAGUCUCCAGAGUCUCCAACAAGUCCAUUAACUAAUGAAACAGCAUCACCCCUAAGAAAGUUCUUUACCCAGGGUUGGGCUGGGUUUAGGAAAAGGACAAGUUUCAGGAAACCUAAAGAAGAAGAACAGCAAGCCACUGAGAGAGAAAUGCAGGAGCAAGAAAAAGGAGUGAUAAAAGAGGAAGCCACUCCCACUGAAGAAUCAGAAAAAGAAAAACCCAUACCAGAAAAAGAGAAGGCAGAAGUGUCUAUAGAAGCCAGUGAUGCUAUAGUAGAAAGAGAAGAAACAAAAAUGAUAGAUGUCUCAACAGAAACACAUAAGGAGGAAGCUGUUGCUGCCUUUGAACAGCCAUCACCACAAAUGUCUGCUGAAAGUGUAGACAUAGAGCCCAGUAAAAGCUUGAAUAAAAUCGACUUGGAGGAGAACUUGGAACCUGCACAAAAAUGUCAAAUGUCCCUGGAGCAUAGCCCUCUUGCAUCAUCUGAGAAAAAAUCUGAGCUAGCAGCUCCUUUGGCAACUGAAGUAUUUGAAGGAAAAACAGAUCAGUCUGCACCAACUUCUCCAAUGCCUAUAGAAACGCCUGAGGAGCAUUUUGAAAUAGUUGAAGCCAUAUCUGAACCGAAGGCUCCUCUGGCAACGGAAAAUUUUGAUGACAGACCCACAGAGAUAUGCACUGAUGUUAACACUACUGUGGAGAAGAAAGAACCAAAACCAGCUGAAAAAUCAAAACUUGUUCUUGAACAGUUCGUUGAAACUGAUGUUGAGAUUAAAGGACAAGCCACUGAUGAACAGCUAAAAGUCAAAGAAAGCUUGGUUGAACUAGCAAAUGAGCCACUCAAGCAAACUGAACCAAGCAGUGGAGAUUCAGCAACAAUCAAACCUCUAGAAGUCAUUACAAAUGAAGUUGAAUUACUUUCAUCUCAAGAAAGAGCCAAGUUACAAGGCAGCCCUCUAAAAAAGCUUUUUACAAGUUCAAGUUUAAAGAAGUUGUCAGCAAAGAAACAUAAAGGAAGAAGAGAAGAAGCUAAGCUAGGGGAAGCAGCAGAACAAGCACAGCAGUUGUCUGAUUCUGCAGAAAGUCCAGAAGAUCCAAGAGCAGAAAGCUCUGCUUCUUCCCCUGAAGAAACAACAGAAUCUGUAGGAAAAGUUACAGAUGCAGCACAGACCACUGAAACGGAAGAUGGUUCUACUUCAGAUAUGGAGAGGAAAAGAGACAUUGUUACACCUUGGGCAUCAUUUAAAAAAAUGGUGACUCCUAAGAAACGGGUCAGGAGGCUUUCUGAAAGUGAUAAGGAAGAAGAACUUGAGAAGGCAAAGACUGCUACUCUAUCUUCAACUGAAAGUGCACCUUGUGAAGAGCAGGAUGAUAUAAAAGAAAAUGUUGAGGAACAGAAAUUAGAAAAAAGCAUAGAUGAGCCCAAGAGAAAGGUUGAUACUUCUGUAUCAUGGGAAGCCUUAAUUUGUGUAGGUUCAUCUAAGAAAAGAACCAGAAAAUCAUCAACUUCUGAUGAAGAGGUAGGACAAAGACUUGCUCAAGAAGGACAGAAAAUAGAUGAAAAUGGGCCCAAUAAAGAAACAGCACCAAGCAUGACCAUUACUAGCUCACAAGAAAGUGAUCAAGGACAAGGAGGUUUUUCACCAGAACAAGCUGGAAGCCCAUCUGAAGGUGAGGGAGUUUCAACAUGGGAGUCCUUUAAAAGACUAGUAACCCCAAGAAGAAAAUCUAAAACAAAAAUGGAAGAGAGAAAUGAAGAAUCUUCCACAGCUCCAAGUUUAGAACAUUAUACUUCAGAUGGAGAGUCUGGAAAGGAAGAAUCAUGGGUUUCAUUUAAAAAACUAAUGCCUGGUCGUAGGAAGAAGAAGUCAGAUGGAAUACCAGAACAUGCUCCUGUUCAGGAAGCUGGAGAAGAAAUGACUGAAAUCCAUGAGGACGACUCUGAUGUUCCAGCCGUUGUUCCUUUAUCAGAGUAUGAUGCUGCUGAACAAGAGAAGUUUGAAGCUCAAAAGGCAAAACAAGAUGAUUUAACUAAGAAAACUUCAGACCAGUCAGAAAGUACUUUGAUUAUUGAGCAGUCCAAUGAAGGACUAGUUCAUGCAGUUACUGUCACAAUGGUAGAAGGAGAGAGAGCAGUUACAAGUAUUGAAGAAAGAUCACCAUCUUGGAUAUCGGCUGCUGUGACAAAGUCCAUUGAACAUGCAAAGGAAGAUGAAGAGAAACAUAUUGAUCAGAUCUCUGAAACUGGAAUUGUGGAAGAAAUGGUGGUGGUUACUAAAGUCAUGCCAGAAAUUCAAAAGGAGUUUAGCGGUGACACACUAACCUCAGAAGCAAUCACAGCCAGAGAAGAAGCUUCAGGUGUUGAAGAAACAGCUGAAGUAUCCUGUGCUGAAGAGACAACGGAAAUGGUUUCAGCAGUUUCAAGGCUAACUGAGUCCCCUGAUACAACAGAAAUAGUAACACCUGUGCAGGAGGUAGAGGAAAGCCAGCAAAACCUAGAAGAACUAAAUAAACAAACACAGGAAAUUCUGCAAGAAGUUGCUGAAAGAGUUAAAUUGUCCAGCGAAGCACAGGAAACAAUUCUGCCUGAAAAAAUAGAAAAAACAGGGCAAGAAACUGCUAUGAUAUUUCAAGAGGCAGAACCACCCUCAAAGGAAGAACCAGAGAAGACAGAUAUCCAAGUUAGUGAAAGUAGUCAAAGUCAAGAUGAAGCUAAAGAAAGUAGUUUGAAGGAAGCGUUGGAGAAGAGUAAUGACAUUUGUGUAGAGGUGAAGGAAAGCUCGAAAGAAACUGUUAGCUUGGAUAAGACUGAUGAGAGUCAUGAUUCAAAGAUUGAGCAAGAAAUUGUUCAAGAAAUCAUUGAAAAACAGACUGCUGAAGAGGAAGGAUUUGUCAUUAUCACAGUAACCCCUGAAGAAGGGCCAGAAGUAAAUGUUGGUGACUUGGUAAAGGAAGCCAAAACAAAUUUAAAAGAUGCAGUUGAAGGUGGGAUUACAGAUACUGGUCGAGCAGUUGAUGAAUUGGCAAAAAUAUCACAUGAAGAGAAGCCUCAGUUCUCCCAGAAACUUGAACAAGUGGUGAACACCAUACCUGACUUGGAAGCUAAAUUAGUAAAUGCUGCAGAUGAGGUAAAAGCCCCUGUGCAAAAAGAAAUAAAAGAAGCUGAGCCUCCCUGUGCUGAAGUUUUUGUGCUUGAGGCACCCAUCCAGAGCAAGAUAACUGAAGUUCCAGUGCAGAAUGCAGUAACUGAAGUCAGUGACCUAGGUAUGGCCAAACAUGCCACACUUGGCUUACUACCAGGAAGCACAGAGAAUGUUGUAGUUGAGGCCUGCAUCCAGAACAAAGACACAGAGGUUUCUGUGGUAACUGAGACCCAUGUACAGAAGGUGGAACCCAAGGGCCAACUGCAGAAACCAGAAACCAAUAUUUCUAUGGUAAAUGAGAAACUUGAACCUCUCCAUGCUGAGACUGUAGAAGAAGACUUGCCCACAAGAAAGGUGGAAGUGGAGGUCCACAAGCAGAAUGCAGAGACUGAGACCCAUAAGCAGAGUGUAGAAACAGAUGGCCAUGUCAAAGAGGUGGAAAUGAAGUUCCUUGAAGAGAGGGUAGAAGCAGAGAAGGCAGAAUUAAAGGAGGACUUGGAGCUUCCCACAAAGGCUGAAGCAGUGUCCCCCUCAGAAAAAGAAGUGGAGGAACAUAUAAAAGACACAGAAGCACAGAUCUCUACAGAAAAGGCACAUGCAAAGUUGGAGGCAGAUGCCUGCACAGAGAAAGUAGAUGUGAAGGCAGCUGUGGAAAAGGUGGAAGUUGAGAUUUCCAAAACACAGAUGGAAGUGCAGACCUCCACGGACAAGGGGGAAUCAGAGGCUCCCUCAGAGAUUAUGAAAGUGGAGGACCCUAUAGAAAAGACAAAAGCUGCAGCAGAAGAAUCAAAUGCACCUGUUUGUGUGGAGGCCAUCACAGUGAAGCCAGAUGUGAAGGUGCAAGCAGAGGUUCCUACAGAGAAGGCAGAAACAGUGGCCUCAUCAGAUCAGCCAGAUGAAAAGCUGGAUAUGGAAACUCCUGUAGAGAAGGUGGAUAUAGAGUCUGCUGUAGAGAUUGCCAAGGAAAAGAGUGAAGUGGAGGUUCCUGCAAAGAAGUUGGAUGCAGAGGACUCCACAAAGAAGGCAAAAGUGGCAUCCCCUGUAGAAAAAGCAGAAGGUGAUACUAUUCUUAAAGAGAAAACAGAAGCCCCCAUAGAGAAGGCAGCCAUCAAGGCUGGUGUGGAGGUCUUUGCAGAGAAGGAGGAUGCAAAAGUGGAAGUGAAAUUUCCUUCUGAGAAGGUGCAUAAGGAGGUCUUUUCAGAACAGUCAGAAGAAAUUAUGGAAGCAGAAACCACUGCCACCAAACAGCAAGAAGUAAAAGAGAUCCUGAAGAAUGUGGAGAAUGAGGUCAGUUUCAACUCUGAGGUUGAAGAUACUUCAGAUUCCCUAGCAACAUCUGUUGAGAUAAUUUAUGAUAAAGCCUCUGUAAUUAGUGACAAGACUGAAGCUCCUGAGCAGAGGGAAAUGCAAGAUGGUUCCCUUUCCUCCGAAUUAAAAUGUUUUGAUGCAGUUGUUACUGAGGAGCUUUCAAAGAACGAAGUAAAAGAUGACUCUCCCCUAGUAAAAACAUCAACAGAGCAAGCUGUAGCUGAGAGAUCUGUGGAAAGGGGACUAGUUGAAGUCUCCACACCUGAUCAAAAUGCAGUGGAUGUCAUCCAGAAGGAUGUAGCAGACGCCAGCCAUACCUUGAAAUUGGAAGGCACAGAAGGAAUUGCGGUUGAUGUUCCAGAAAGUAAUGAACUGAAGGAUGUCACACUUGUAACUGCAACUGAAGGAUCUGUGCAGAAUGAAAAGGAAGAUGCACUUACUUUGGGAUCAAAACACACUGAGGCUGAGUUAAUAGAGGACAGCACUGUGAAAAGUGAGGCAACUGUGGAUUCUGUGAAAAAAGAGGUUGAAAACAUAGAGCUAACAACUGAAGAGAAAUUCACAGGAACUGUAGCAACUGAAGCAGUAAAGACCAAAGUUGUAGGAGACACCCUCAUCUCCGACUCUGGUGCUUUAUCAGAUGUCAUCUCAGAAAAGAAAGGAGAGAGUUCUGUCACAGAAGGCAGUGAAGCAGGUAUAAAUGGCGUUUGUGUACAGAGUGAAGUGUGCCCUCGUAAAUUGCCCCUGGAAACAGUCCUUCCACUUCCACAAUCUGCCACAAUUUCAGAUAGCUCUGAGAGAAGGCAAGCAUUGUCGGAGAAGGUGCUAGUAACAGAAACAGAAAAAUCAACAGGGAAAAUUGAACUUGCUGAUGCUGAUGCACUUGGUGCAGCUCCAGUGCAGCAAGAAAUGUUCACUGAGCAGGAGGUUAUCACCACUGACAUUCCUGAAGUACAAAGUUAUGGAGUUCAUAAAUCCUCUGUAACAGUAACAGCUGCAACAGCCGAAGAACAAGUUAUUGCAGAGAAUGUCACAGUUACGGAAACAUUAACUGAAAACCUGCAGUCUGUCCUAGAGGAGCCAAAAGAAACCACGUUCAAAACAGUUCAGCAGGUGAGCUUUGCUCAACCAGGACUUGGGGCUCUAGGUCCUGAUAAGGAUACAGUGUCAUGGUCUGGGAAAGCAAAUUCAGUGGUAGAGGAGGCAGUUUUAGCAGCAGUAACAUGCACCAAAGAUGAUUUGAUCCAGAAGUCUGUAUUGGAUUCCAGCCCAGAAAUGAAGCUUCAGAGAUUAGAAUCAAGUCAAGAAGGUGAAAAAAAGACACCUCCAGAAAGAAGCCCCUCUUUAACUCAUAUAGAAUUUCAAAAAGAUGUGGUUCAAUCGGUGACUAUAGAGUCACAGAGUACAAAAAUUGUGCUGAAAAUCAUCCAGAAUGCUGUUGAUACAUUGGAGCAAACAGAAGAGUUGCCAUCUGUGUCAAAACAACAGAGUGAGCCAUUUCUAAAGAGUGUAAAUAAAUCUGAAAUUCAGGAAAGUUUGCAGACUGGUCAGAUUCUUCCUGUAAAAGGCAGAGGAGAGAAAAAUCUAGAGAUCCAGCCAUCAACUAUAAUUUUAACUCAAUCUGCAGAGAAUCAAGAGGCCUUCAAAGUGGCAGAAGAAAUGCCUUUUGCUUCUGAUAAAUCUGAAGACGCUAAAGUGAAACUGAUGUUGCAGCCAGAUGAACGAUCAGGCACUGUGACAACACUAGCACAAGACCCUCAAUCUCUGAAUGAAAUUGUGAAAGAAAUUAAGCAAGAGACAGAUUUCCAGAAAGAAAAUGGUGAACCAAAGCUGCAUUCUGCAGGGGAUACAGCCACUCCAACAGAGAUUCAGAGAUCAGCAGUAGAAGAUACUUCUUCAGGAGAUCUACCCAAAGAGUCACUUGAAGUGUCCCAACCAAGGCUGACGGAUGUAGAAGCUGGGCAGACUGUUCAGAUCCAACAGCAGUUUAUAGAACAACAAACACCUGUGAAAAACAAAGAUGACCACAGCCAAUCAACAGGAUUUGUGGAGACAUACACAGAGAAAGAUGUAAAUAAUCAAGACUACACCAUCAGUGAGAGUCCACAGCUAAGCUUAGAGCUCACUGAAUCCUGAGGUUUAAUUUCUGGAAAAGUUGUGUCUUUAUAUUUGGAGGGACCAGUUCCUGAAGCAGCAGCAGAAGAUAAUGGAUUCUGUUUAAUUGGGUUGGAGGUCACUGAUUUGGAACAGAGAACAGAUGUCUGAUGUCAUUCUGAGAAAUACACCUGACAAUCCUGAGAUACCAUCAGGAGCUUGAACCGUCGUCUUUUACUAUUGAUUGUCAACACUUGCUCUUCACAAUAUUCUUUUAUAUUUUUUUGCUGAUGAGUUGGAGUGGGGGGCAGAAAGUGUUAACUUUUGCUGAAAUGACGUCCAUACCUUAACCUGGGAAGGAAGUUGGCAUCUUUUAAGCUCCCCAUUUUAUCAGUGCUUCCAAAACUGGAUUGUAAUUCUUUGUGUAUUUAUGUGUAUAUCUUCAAGCAAAAUCCAAUUUUAAUGUAUAUUUCCUCCUCUUUAUAUGUGGAAAGAAAAAGAAAGAAAGAGAACGAAAGAAAAUGAUCUCACUUGUCUCACCCAGUAAAGAAACAAUAUAUGUGACCAAUAGGGAAGAAUUGUGAGUGAGCUACAGUUGGCCACAGAUAGAUCAGAAUACAUUUGCAUUGGCUUUCCAUGGUGUAGAAUGGUGUGAGAACCAUGUUUAAUGUUGUAUUGGGUCUUGAUUUGGUACAAGUCAUACUCAAAAGGCAUAGUUUUGCUUUGGAAUAGUUGUGUUACUGGUUUACUAAACAGGACUUUAUUUUCCAUCACCUUUUAUAAGCAUGGCACUAUGGCAUUGUGUGUUGAAAAUAUGUCAGUUACAUUCAAAUGGAGAGUUAGGUGUACUUAAAAAGAAAGAUUUCAGUGUACUUAAGCCUUCCUAAGUCUGCACUGACUUUCACAUUUAUCUGAGUACAGUUUAAUUCUAAGGGAAAGUGGAAAGUCUUUAGAAGCCAGACAAAUAAAUAGCCCCAUCAAUGUUUCUUCAGCCUUCCCUUAGUCCAUUUAAGAAACUGUCAUACCAUCAUAACUUUAGGCAAAUGCUGGUUUGAAGCUAUCAAGAAAAAUAAAGAUGGUUCAAUUUUUAGCGUAACAUUUAAUGCUCUCCUGUUUUUGGAACAUCCAUGUCAUGAAGUAAGACAAUUUAUUUUCAAAAGGUUUUUGAUGAGUAAAGGAUUAUGUUUGCUCUAUAUGUGUGUCCCCUCAGUAGGAAAGUAUAUUUCAUUAUGCUUGUGUACAUUUAGAAAACUCUGAUUUCUGAAAAGUAAUUUAAAGAAAAAUUUGGCUUAUACUGAGCUUUGUGCUCUUAAUUAAUAAUUUUAAAAGCCCCAGAAUUUAGGAAACAUUGAGCAGGAGUCACUCUUCUGUUUUGUUAAUGGAGAAUUGCAGAGUUUAGUACUGGUCAGUAUAGGUUGUGCAUAAAACUGGGCAGGCUUGAAAUGCUAAAUAAUUGAAAGAUAAUUAAAAUAUUCAAAGCAUCUAGUGUUUGAUCUUCUAGACACCAAACAUGUCUAGCAGGUCAAGUUAUAUUGCACUUUGUAGCCUUCGUACCUGUCUCAGCUGUGUCUUGCAUGGCUCAGCAGCUUCAUUGUCCUACAUGUAUAGUAAUUUAUUUGGAAAUUAUCUAAGUGAGCCAAAUAAGACCUUUGGGGAGCUGCACAAUGAGUAAAGAAAGAAAAAUGUCACUGGUCUAAUAGUACCAUCUAGUGGUUGCUGUAUGCAUAAUGUAGCUUAGAAAUACUUUUAGCUAACAAUACUGCCUUUCUUCAAAUAGAAUAUGGAAAGUUGUGAGUUUUUUAAAAUUCAUCUAACUUACCUGGAACAGCUCUGCUAAUAAAAUGCAAAAUAAUAAUAUGCAAUUUUCUCAGUGUAUUGGCAAAAUUUGCAGUUCUGCGAUGAAGUAGCCGAUUUAUGAAAAUUAAAAAUGGAACAAUGCUUUUUAUAAACCCUCUUAAAAGGUAUAAAGACAACAGGGUUUCUUUGAACAUCAGAAAAGUGAAACACUAAUACAUCAGUUUGUUUCAAAAUAUAACUCUGAAAUAAUUUUAAAUAGCUAGGUGGAUAAGAAAGGUGAGUGGCCAUUAUUUAAACAUGUACGUUAUCUACAGCCGUUCUUUCAGUUUCAAUUACUGCCUUCUCUGACGAAGAUCCACUGGUGUCACAGUGCAAGAAAUAAUAACAUCAUUUUGGUAUAAUCAUUGAACCCUUUUGGAUUACAGAGUUGCCAAACUGGCAGCCUGGAUAAUUGUUUAGCUUUCAAAUUAGCUCAUGAGUUGGGCCAGGAAGUACUGAAUAGUAAAUUGCGGUGGGUGGGUUCCCCCAUCUCUUUACUGGUAGCUAUUGAGCAGUGCUGCCAGAACAGAUGACAGCUGCUUGCUAGUGAGCCUCCUCCAUCUCUGUCUCUUGAUUGCAGCUAGUACACACGGUGUAACAGUGGCAAGGUAUUCUCUCCCAACCCACCUCCCUAGGCCCAUCAACUGAAGACUCUCCAUGUACCUGCUAACUUUUCUCCAAAAUGAUGGCCUCCCCCCACCCCCAACCACACCACUUUUGUGAGCAGUUUGCUUGUUCAGUUUGGAUCAAGUUUGGGAUAAAUGUGUCUUACAUUUGUAAGACAGGGUAGGAGAGAAUAAUCAAAACCAGUAACCCUUUCACUCCUAGUGGGUGCUAGUCCAUGAAGCCUCUUCACUAAGCAAAACAGUAGCUAGUGAAUAGCACCGCAUCAAUCUGUCUCCCUGAAAAGUAGGUGGUGUAUGUAUGUACACAAGUUAGCACGUGCCUCUCUCUGGACUUAGUGUGAUAAGAUAUGGACUUCUUGAUAUGAAUGAAUUUGUAAGAAAGUCUAGUUUAUUCAGUGCAAAAUGGAAACUUUAAAAAGUAUUGAAGGUUAAAGCUCAAUGGCCUCCAAGAAGAAGAAGAAAAAAAUACAGGUAGGCGCUUGUUUGUGGAUCAGUUAGAUGUAUUCCAUGUGUGUGUCUACAAUGUGUACAAAUGUGUAAAACAUUCAGUAACAUGGUGUGUUCCAAAAUUAUUUGGGGGAAUCUUUUGUUCUCCCCCACCUUAGUGGCAGCUUCCCCAGUUAGAGUAUGAAUUAGAAAGUUUGUUCUGAUUGCCAAAUGCUAUUUUGAUCACUUUCAUUGCGUGCUUUACAACAAGUCUGUCAGAGUCAUUGUCCCUGAACUUCAUGUGGCCUACCAGUCAUGGGUUUAGUUGAUGCUUGAUGAACCUUUCAUAGCAGAAGGGGACCUUGAAAUAAGUUUAUCUCACACCCGGCAGGCCACAGAACAUGGCCUGUGAAUUUCACAGCCCUGUUUUACAGUGCUAAGCAAAUGGAAAACCUGCUGUGAAAUGUAACUUGUGUAUGGAAAGCCAUAUUGCAAUAGCUGCAACAAGCUAAAUAAUAAUAAUAAUAAAACAAUGGCAUGGCCUAUGUUAUCCUGGUUCUAAUCUUUAUAGCUCUGAGGCUGUUAAUAAAUAUGUAAAGUUAUCUAAACAUUUAAAUAAAACCUAGUAAUCACAAUGUAAAUUACCUGGCUAGAAGUUGGGGAACAAGCGCUUAGUUCUUGCUUGGGUUUUUUUUAAAAAAAAUACUGAUCUAGGGCCUUUCUAAGCAAUGCAAAGAACACAAAUCACAUUACCAAUAUUUCUGCUUUUAACUGACCCGUCUCCAAAAACCAAAAGCACCAAUAGAUUUUUUUCCAUGGUGCAGGGAGCAUGUCUCCAUACACAGAUACUGCUUUGUUACAGUGUAUUGCUUUGGCCUCAGAAAUACUCAAGACGAGGCUGCAAACUUUUAGCUUGUGCCACAACUCCAAGCUUUUGCAGUUUCUUCUUAAUCCAAUGUAUUGGAUUAACCGAUACUUUGAUUUUAUAUGUUGUUUUUAAGGUAGAUUUUCAUGGACUAAAUAAAAUACAAACACAAUUCA
Molecule: messenger RNA, 11442 nt
Organism: Podarcis muralis (Common wall lizard)
Lineage: Eukaryota; Metazoa; Chordata; Lepidosauria; Squamata; Lacertidae
Gene: AKAP12
Product: A-kinase anchoring protein 12
Biological process (GO): signal transduction; regulation of protein kinase C signaling
Cellular component (GO): cytoplasm
Molecular function (GO): calmodulin binding; protein kinase A binding
Source: RefSeq, a predicted model, not a curated record